AUGUUCAAUCGGAUAGAUGCGAGCAAGUCGACGAAAGGCGCCAGCAAACUUCGAAGGGACUUGAUAAACGCCGAAAUUGCGAAUCUACGUGACCUGCUGCCGUUACCGCCCUCGACGCGCCAGAGGCUUUCCCAGCUGCAGCUUAUGGCCUUGGUCUGCGUGUUCCUGCGAAAAGCCAACUACUUUCAGCAAGCAUUGAAAAACUGCCCGUCCGAGUCUUCGAAUAUUCCGACGCCCAAUAUAGGCUUUUCGAAAGCGAUGUCCGGCUUCAUCAUGAUGAUGACGCAGCAAGGGAAAUUGCUAUACAUAUCGGAAAACGCAGCAGAUUACCUCGGGCAUUCUAUGGAAGACUUACUCAUUCACGGGGACAGUGUGUACGACGUGAUCGACAAGCAAGAUCACAUGGUGGUGCAGAAUCAAUUGUCGAGGAACAGUCCGGUUCCCAGCGACAGGCGGCUGUUUCUCUGCCGCAUCAACGUCUCGAGAAAUUCCCGCCGACAACUGCGCUUCGGUGACCAGAAGGUAGUUCUCGUAGAGGGUCAUUUCCUACCGUUCGUUCCUGUCUGCAAUCGCAACGAGUUCGUCUUCUUAGCCUCCUGCACGCCGGUGGUCCUGCCGGAGACACGCGAGAGCAUCGUCCAGGGCGCGACGAAUAUCUUCACCACGAUUCACUCUAUGGAUAUGAAGUACCUGCAUAUCGAUAAAACCGCGGAGAGUCAUCUGGAGUACAGUCGUGCCGAGCUGGUCAACGUUUCGUGGUACAAUCUGCUUCACUGGGACUCCAUAAGGACGGCUUACUGCAAGCAUCAGACUGUCAUCCAGUCCGAUCAGGAACGCUCCACGACGGCCUUGCUGAGGCUACAGAGCCGCUCCGGUAGGUGGUUUUGGGUCCACUGUGUGCUGCAAGUCAAGGACACCUCCGACGAGUGUCAGCAUCCCAUUAUCGUUUGCACGAAUCAAGUUCUCACCGACAAGGAGGCGGAGGUGAUGCGUUCCAGUUCGUGGCUAUACCAGUACUCCUCCCAAACCAAGUUCACCUACGGGCUCUGUCCCGGAGGUCAAGGUCGCGGCGGCCUGUAUCCCUCCGCAGGGACCGGCAGUAAUCAACCGCAGGACUACGUCCGCGCUGCAUAUCCUCACGAUCCCGACACGCAACAUUCACCGUCGCUGCGCGCGGAUCGCACCGAUACAGAGUCGCAUGGAUCCACGAAGACCACGCAGGCAAUGGAUUACCCCAGCAGACGACUUUUGCUGCGCGACGACACGGAGCCGGUGGACAUGUCGAUAAGUGGCGUGGAGCAACAGCACGACGACAACCGAGCUGUGCAUAGCGCGGUGCACCAGCAGCAACAGCAGCACACCUUGGAUGAUCCGGUGAGGUACCACAAGCAAUAUCACAAAAGCUCGCUGCACUUGGCUGGCUACCGAGCCAAGUUCGUGCAAUGCCACGGCCAGUACGCGAGCAGUGCGGACAUGCUGUCGCCCAGCAACAAGUACUAUCUUACCGACCUCGAUCGAGACUAUUGCUGUUCUGAGCGUGGCAGCCUGUUGCUGCACAAACGACUGCCACCGAAGACGCUGAUCGCGCCGUCACCCUCUGGUCAAGGCACCACGGCUGCCGCUGUUAGCGGUUCAACGGCGGAGCCGCAGGAGAGCACGACCUUGGAGAGCUGGGGUGCCAGUCCAGCAUGGUCGGACGCGCUGCAGAGGGUGCCGGAUGUGGUGCAUCAGGAAUUGAGUCCGUACAUCACCACCCCUACUACACCGGUUAACACACCCGACUCGGAGCUGCACUCGGACGCGCCGAUUUUCAACUUCGACUGGGCCGGUGAGCAGCACGUGCCCAAUCUGAAGAUCACCUUCCGCAGCACAGCCGCCAGUGCAGCAGCCGCUGCUGCAGCCGCGGCCGCCGCUCAUCCUGCGCAGACUAGGAAGCACCAGGACGUGCAGCCGAUCACGUUACAGUUACCACGUAGGAAGGGACAGUCGUCCGUGAACGACGGCAAGGACUUUGCGAAAUGAAAGAGCGCAAGCGAUUCUCGCGUUCUUAUCGCGUAACCGCGUGUAAUCUGAGAGAGACGUGAUGUGUCGGAGUCCUAUUCUUUUUUACUUCAACAAAAAAUUUAUCCAGGGGCAAGGAAGAUGCGCAAGAGACAACAAUAGGAACCUAGAUGGUUGCGAAACGUGGGAGAGGAUACGAUUUGGAGGAAUCAUAUAUUUACGUAUGCAUUUUCACAGACAACGGAGUAUAUUUUUCCAAAUUCUAUCGGUAUCGCAUUACACAAUCUCUUUGCGCUCAUUUGGUCUUUCAUCUUUUUCAUAUCUUUUCUUCUCUCUUUCUCUCCCUCUCCUCUCCUUCUCUCUCUCUCUCACAUACACAUGUACACGCGCGCGCGCACAUGCACGCACGCACGCACGCACACACGGACGCACGCACACACACACAUAUGCACACGUGCACACGCGCGCGCACACGUCCACGCUGUCACUCACUCAUUCCUUCUCACUUUUUCUCAUAUACACAUACACACAUAUACACUUUUGCUUCUUCCUUUCCUCUCAUUCUCUCUCUCUUUCUCUCUCUGGCGUGUUAUAUAAGGUGUCUCGGAACAAUCUUCGAAGCUUUCGUGAAAGCAUAGUACGAAUUGAGGUGAACUUAAAAGUCCUAUACGGUUUUGUGAUAUUCGCAAUAAUACUAGGCAAAUUGCAAAUUUUGUCGACUACAUGAAUGCGAAUAGACAUUUUCGAUGUAUUUUUGCCUGAUGAAUACGAAUUCAUUGUCCAAAACGUUGGCUAGCACGUUAGUAUUUUGAGAAAAAUGACAUCAAAAUUGUAAAAGCGGCAUUUUUUUAGAGUUUUCGUGAAGUUGUAGCGACAAUUUUUUUUUCUAAAUUUUAUUAAUGUCGCACAAAACUAUCAACUUUUAGCUUUAAAUGCUAUUUGUUUCGUUUUGCUAUAACCAUUCGUUUUCGAGAUAAAGCUAAAAUUAAAAACAUUGAUUGCGUGCACGCAGCAUCAGUAUCAUUGUUCCGUACAAUUUUUUUCCAAUGAAUGCGAGUAGUCAUUUCGAACAUAUUUUUUUACCUCCACGCACAAAUCUAUUAAUCAAAUUUUGCUACUACAUAAUUUUGAAACAAUAAGAAUAAAUAUGUACGAAGUGCGACUAUAACACUAGUCAAUAAAUAAAAUCUUUUCUGUAACAUGGACCACAUGAAAAAGAUAAUUCUAUAUUUUUAUAAUAAUUCUAUACUGUAAAAUAAGUGUAAAGUUUUCCUUCUCAUUUCUCUUUUCACUUUUGUGUCGCAUAUAUGUGACAGAUUUAUAAUUUUCCUUCUUAUAUCAUGAUACAUAUAUGAUGUAGUUUUGCGUACAAAAAAAAUUUGCUGCCAAUACUACAACAUUACGAAAAUGUCGUUUAUGUAAUUUUGAAGCCAUUUUUUCUAAAUCCUAAUGUGCUACACAAAUUUGGACAACGGAUUCCUACUCAGCAAGUGUUUAUAAAAAUGACAAUCAUGUAAUCAACAAAAUUUGCAAUUUGUUGCCUACACGGAGAAAAAUAAUUUUGCUCUUUUAGUAAAAUCGUCGUUGCUACUGCAUAUUCGUAGUGACAUCAAGAAAAUUUAGUUGACGUAACUAAUUUUACAAAUUAUUCGUUAUUAGAGAUAGAUUAGAAAU
Odontomachus brunneus is the source of this 3675-nucleotide messenger RNA. It is a transcript of the gene dysf, whose product is annotated as neuronal PAS domain-containing protein 4B. The record is from RefSeq and is a predicted model, not a curated record. Gene Ontology annotation, biological process: regulation of transcription by RNA polymerase II. The coding region runs from base 1 to 2022 and encodes 673 amino acids. NCBI's taxonomy places the organism in Eukaryota, Metazoa, Arthropoda, Insecta, Hymenoptera, Formicidae. The transcript has 9 exons. Gene Ontology annotation, molecular function: protein dimerization activity; RNA polymerase II transcription regulatory region sequence-specific DNA binding; DNA-binding transcription factor activity, RNA polymerase II-specific.